Branchiostoma floridae (Florida lancelet) is the source of this 4754-nucleotide messenger RNA. RefSeq names its product monocarboxylate transporter 13-like. Gene Ontology annotation, molecular function: monocarboxylic acid transmembrane transporter activity. Gene Ontology annotation, biological process: monocarboxylic acid transport; transmembrane transport. The record is from RefSeq and is a predicted model, not a curated record. The transcript has 4 exons. Bases 1908 to 3326 code for a protein of 472 amino acids. NCBI's taxonomy places the organism in Eukaryota, Metazoa, Chordata, Leptocardii, Amphioxiformes, Branchiostomatidae.
UACGCACCUCAAACGUACUUGAAUAUAUACGCAUGUGUGACCCACCUUUACUAGGUGGCUUCCGUAACGUUGUUGUAGCAGUAUAUUGCUAUAGCGCCAUCGUGUACACAAACCCACUGCGAACAGUCUAUUUUCUCUUUACCGCGAAUUGAAAUCACCGCGAAAUUGAAUAUGUCUCAACCAUUAAAUGUCAACCUGAAAUACUAAAUUAAACCAUUAAAUGUCAACCUGCAUGCAAAUUACGUUAGGGGUCAGACUGGACUGUCAUUGUCAAACCGGUUUUAUCAAAAUUUAUGGCGCCCGCUGCGAAUAUACUCCAAGAAGUAAACAGAGACUCAGGCAUAGAGACUCCCAAGUUUCCUGCUCGAGGUAAAACAUAGAUGUGUGAAUAUCAUUUUGAUAAGAAGAAGCUGGUCUUGUGGUUGGUGUUGUUGAUCUUAUAAUCUAAAGGCCAUGGGUUCGAAUCCCUGGCAGCCUUCAAUGUUGUGCGCUUGGAAAAGAGUACUGGUGAAAACGAGUACCUUGCUUCGGCUAGGGACUUAGGCCGGGGUCCCAUGUUUGCAGGGACGUCCACCGGACUUACCGAAAAGAGUAGCGGUCCUUCUCGGUGUGAGUGGAUCAAACCUUACAGUCCGGUCUUGCGCACUUACUGUGCAAAGCCGGUGUGUUACGUGUAAAGGUGGUUUACCAAUUAUCCGGUUUCAAAACGUCCUUAUAUUUGCCAAAUUUGCAAUCAAAUGAUUUCCUGAAUGAAUGAUCAGUGCAAGGUGUAGUAGUAAACUUUUUUGACUGGCUUACAAGGACUCCUGCCACUAGCUUUCUACGUAUUACAACAACUUAAUCAAUCAACUUCUAUUUUGAUUUGUCAAUUGCGCUGUCACUAACUACUUCAAGUUUCACCAUCGCCAGCCAAGUAUAUCAGAGACAGAAGCCACAUUAAAGGAUCGCUAAACACCAGAAGGGGAUGUUAUGUUCCAAUUAUAUAAGCCUAGAAUGCACACUUCUUCACAGUAUACAAUAAAGUACCCACUAAUCGCGCGCACAUAAAAAGAGCAACUCCCCAAGUACACCCUAGGCAAUCUCGGCCUAGCUUAUGGUUGGAUACAAUGAGCCUGUCAAGGAUUGACAAUAGUAUACGUUUCAGAAAAAAAUGCGAAACAAAUGCAACAUGUACCAGUCAGAACCGGUCAGAACAAGUCAGCAAGGAGUCACAGAAUGUUUACAGUAAAGGUACAUGACUCGGUCAAGGGCCAAGGGUCAAGGACAAUCUACAGCAGCUGGUGUGGACAAUACGUGUAAUGAUAUGAUAAUAAGUAUAGAUCAGGUUUUACUUUUCACAUUGUGUAGCGCUAUGCAAUAACUGACACAUAAAUGCCAGUAACGUUAUAUAAAGUUAUACAUAAGUAUAGCUAUAACCAAUAUCAUGUAGAAAGCAAACCUCAACAAUUGAUGGAGUUUGAAACAUGAAAUUGUAAAAUUUUGUGGAGUUUUGAAUUUAACGCAACAUGUACCAGAUAGAACUAUUCAAUGGUAAAUGUAUAUGAACCCGUCUCAAGAUUAUAAAAAGACUGCAAAGUAUGCUCUAAUUGGUCCCUGACAAAUUCAUUCCUGUCAUGACGUCUAUAGUGCGAGACUGUUAAUCGACUGUUUAGGAACCAGGAACAAACUGUCAAUAGACUGUCUUAGAUUGCAUUUAUUGAGCACAUCUUCACUUUUAUCAUUUUACCUUAAAAAAUACUUACCAAUCUCAACUUUCUUUACUGGCUAAAACUUUUAAGUUUUAAAAGUGCCUUUGAAACAAAUCAAUUUUUUUUUUGCCUUUAUUUCAAAGGCACAUCUUUUCUCCGUCGGACAACGAAAUUAUUUGCCAUCGUUCUGCAGAAUUAAAUCUUUGGAAGGACAGAAAGAUGCAGCACAUGGAUGACCCGCCAGACGGCGGCUGGGGGUGGAUGGUGGUGUUGAGCACAUUCCUCGUACACGUCAUCGCCAUAGGAUCGUACAGGUCCUUCGGGGUGUUCUACGCCGAGUUCCGAGAGGUGUUCCAGGAAAACGCGGGAAACACGUCCUUCGUCAGUUCUGUCUACAUAGCUACUCAACUGAUGUGCUCUCCCAUCGCCAGUGCCCUGAGCAACCUGACCAGCUGCCGUACCGUCGCCAUGACAGGAGGCGUCAUUUCUGCCGUGGGACUCGGCCUCAGCUUCUUCGCACAGAACGCUGUACAUCUCAUCAUCACUAUUGGGCUGAUAACAGGAUUUGGGAAUUCUCUGAUGUUAUCCCCAAGUCUGGCCAUGGUCGGGAAAUACUUCCACAAGCGGCACGCCACAGCCAACGGGAUCGCGAUCAGCGGCAGUGGAGUCAGUUUGUUCAUCCUCUCGCCGCUCUUCCAGUUCCUCAUCGACGAAUUUGGGUGGAAAGGUGCUCUCCUGAUUUUCUCCGGCAUUGUUCUGAACGGCUGCGUCUGUGGCGCCUUGCUGAGACCCUUACGCCUUAAAGACGCUGGCAAAGACGGAGAAAAUGAAGAGGAAGACGAAGAGGCUGCAGAUUCAUCAAAAACGUGCAAAGCCAUCAUUCCGUUCUGUCACAAAGUCUUAAAGAUGUUUGACGUGACUUUAUUAAAAAGCCGACCUUUUCUUGUCUACAGUCUGUCACUAUUUGGACUAACGCUGGGGAAUUCGAUGAUCUUCGUGCACCUGGUAGCCCACGCACAAGGGCUUGGUGUGGAGAAGACGCAAGCCGCAUUCCUCCCGUCCAUUCUGGGCAUCGUCGAAGCAGUGGUGAGACCAGUAAACGGAUGGCUGUCAGACAAGCUACCAGUCAGGAAACUGCACUAUUACAUGGUGGGUUGUGUUGGCUUGGGGAUAUGCAAUAUCGCCAUACCCCACUCGCGGACAUACGCGGCCCUCGUAGCUUGCAUGGUGUUCUAUGGGAUUUCUUCUGGCACCUUCUACCCGCUGAUCGCGGUCCUUGUGAGGAAAUACAGCGGUAUUUCCAGGAUUUCCGGUGGGCUUGGGUGGGCGUUUGUCUUCCAGGGUGCAGCAUAUCUCCUUGGACAACCCAUAGCAGGCUGGCUGUAUGACGCAACUGGAAACUACGACAUGUCCUUCUAUGCCGCUGCGACCUUCAUCUUCGUCUCCGUGGCCGUUCUCCUCCUCCUCGUGCCGAGGAAAGGGAAAAGCUGGGCGCUGGAGUCUGGCAAGCCUGCCCCUGACGUCCCACAUGACAAGUGUGACGGGGUGGUUGGACUUAAAGCCAGACAAUUGCCUGUCAAUACUGAUAAUCUUACUACUGGAGGCCAAAAGAAUCCAGCUUUCAAAAGUGAGAUGUGAACUGUUAACGUGUGCGUAGCGAUAACAGGUCCUUUCGCUCCAUUGUCAGUUCGGUACAGUCGUUUCGCCACAUGGCACUAGCCGUUUCACUAUGAGGCUUGGAGGGUAACAAUCACUUGCGUGUUUAUAGCUGUCAGUGAAUGAAAUCAUGACAUCUGUCUUUAGCUGGUUGUCGCUCUAUCGGUAUGUACACAGAACGUUGAAAUGUAAUAACUUCGACAUCAACCAUACAACACAUGAUGUGUAUGCAGAUGCAGGCUUUUAAAUCUACAUUUGAUAUACCAUUAUCUGUGUUGUGUCAGAGAUGUAUGCUUUUGAUUGCAAAUCAUGCAAAUUAGGACUUAAUAUGCAUGAUUAAUCUGGACAUUAUAUAUUUCCAGUUUUUUGUCAAUAUAUACAUUUUAAAGCUUAUGGAACAUAACAGAUAUCAUGCCCAAAUAAGGGUUUAUUUUGCAUUGAAUCACAUUUAAAUCAUUCUCUCUCUCUCAAACUCAAAGCUAAGUUUUUUCACUUCUGCCAUGAACUCGCUAACAUUGCAUGACGAAAAGAUGAUAAAAAGAAAGAAGGUAAAAGUAGUUUUUCUCUCACAGAACGCACCCAAACAGUAAAUCAUCAAUCAAGGCUCAAACACAAACAGGUAAAAAGUCCCUUUGUGCUGCAGUUACUAGAUCUACGUGUAGAAUUCUUCAUUUGCAUUUUCCGCCUAUCACCUAUAAAAGAUGGAACAUAUAUACAUGAUCUUGUUUUAUCUGAAUUUUUCUCAAGUUCAGAACGCAAUUUAAAAAAAGCAUCCAUCCUCGUAGACAUGACUGUCGUUAUCUGGUGUUGUCUAUCUCCAUGACGUUGUCGUAGUCUGGAAUAUUUUGACCCGUAGUGUAAUUUUCGUUGAAGCGAGUGUUACGGAUCAAGUUGUUACUGUCUUUUUCGUAGUCGUGAACGUCUUGUCAAUGUCACUGUCGUUUUCGUAGACAUGGGUGUCUUGGCUCGUAACGUCGUCGUCAUUCUCGUAGACGUGAAUGUCUUGGCUCGAAAUUUCGUUGUCAUUCUCAUAGUCAUGAAUGUUUUGGCUUGAAAUUUCGUUGUCAUUCUCAUAGACAUGAAUGUCUUGACUCGAAGUGUCAUUGUCAUUCUCGUAUACGUGAAUGUUUUGGCUCGAAAUUUCGUUGUCAUUCUCAUAGUCAUGAAUAUCUUGGAUCGAAUCUCUACCUCGCGGCAAGCGAUUCUGGGCGUGUUGUAAUGGUAUGAUUACUGGUGGAGGAGGCAGAGAGUCUUCCUCGACUCGACAUUUUCGCGUCCAGGCCACAUUUGCGAGGAGAAACGCCACCACUGCGGAUACAACAGUGCACAUGACUUUGAGUAGGGUUAAUGAGCUGCUGCUGUCAGGACCGAGCGUGUUGGAUUCGUGCUCGUCAUCUCUGACAUUGCUGA